Andrographis paniculata is the source of this 2558-nucleotide messenger RNA. RefSeq lists its product as uncharacterized. The coding region runs from base 895 to 2388 and encodes 497 amino acids. Lineage: Eukaryota; Viridiplantae; Streptophyta; Magnoliopsida; Lamiales; Acanthaceae. The transcript has a single exon. The record is from RefSeq and is a predicted model, not a curated record.
AACCCACCAUUAUUCAGUGGAGGCUCCCCAUCCAUCUCCUUCUACGCCCGCCCCCUUCGGCACCGCCAAAGAAGUUGCCCUUCGGCUUGUUUUAUAAAUCGCUGGGAAAAAGGGUCGGAGUGUUGCGUUCUAAUCUAAAUCUAAAUGCAACCCUGAAAGAAGCGCGUUUGACGUUUACCCCCUUUUGUCGCCAUGCUUUUCUCCAUUUCAGUACGGAACUGUUGAAAACACAAAUAAUGCGUGUGGGGAUCGAAACGAAUUGCUAGAGAGCUGGAAAAGUCGAGGGGUUUGGAAGCUCUGUGUGUGUGUGUGUGGAAAAAGGAUCGCGUUGCGCCUGUCAAAGAUCUGGGGAUAAGAUGAGGAUUGUCAAAUCCGUUGCGUCUUCGGAAUACCGUGGAUUUUUUGUGGUCGAAGCUUAUCCCAAAAGGUAUUCGUCUAAGAUCCCUUCUGAUUUGGUACUUUUCUUGGGCCUUGGUUUCAUUGAUUGGUAAUAUUAAGCAAGAUUGUCGGUUGCCUGGAGAGUUUAAUUUUAUUUUCUUUUUCCCUUUUGGGUUUUUUACAUUGAACAAAUCCGGAAGAAGAAAGUUACAGAUUUAUACAUACAUAUCGAGAUUCUGAUUGAUAGAAUUAUGAAUUGGAUGGGCUCAGAUUCAUUGUUUCUCUUAGCCUAAUUGUUAGAUUUAUAGUUAGUUAUACGUUUUUGCUUUGGUGUCUGGAUUCUGGAAAAUUGGAUUAUAAAUGAACAAGUAUAGAGUCUUGAUGGAGGUGGGAGUUUGUAGUUGGGAUUGAGUUGAUGAUAAGAAAGUGUUGAACAAAGAUUGUUACAAUCUUUGUCUCUUACAUCUGGGGAUAGUUAAGUUUGGUUGAGAGAGAAAGAGGUGAGAGUGUUUUGAGAUGGGGGAUACACUUGUCACAACUUUGUCAAUGGACAAUCAUCAUCAACCUUCAACCCUCUUGUCCAUGGAUUCAAGUGCUUCUUCCACACAUGGUGAAUUAGACCUUGACAUGAAUUGCCAGGUCGGGUUUGUUUUAUCCGGUCCACCCGACAUAAACCUUCCUCUUUCAGCUCCUCUUCAGCCUUGGAACCCCGAUCACUGUGACAUUCUUGAUGUUGGUCUGGGGACUCAGAUGUACGAGGGAGAGAAUUUCCUUAGUGUCCCUAAGGCCGGGAAGAAGAGCACUAAAAGGGUAGAUAGCAUAUGGGGUGCGUGGUUCUUCUUUAGUUUUUACUUUAAGCCUGUAUUGAAUGAGAAAUCAAAGGCAAAAAUUACUUGUGAUGGUAAUGGGCUUUCGGGGUUCGAUAGAUCUGACCUCCAACUGGAUAUAUUCUUGGUUCAACAUGAUAUGGAGAAUAUGUACAUGUGGGUCUUUAAAGAAAGGCCUGAGAAUGCUCUCGGUAAAAUGCAGCUUCGUAGUUAUAUGAACGGGCAUUCGCGUCAGGGAGAGCGCCCCUUCCCAUUCAGCUCAGACAGAGGCUUCAUUCGGUCUCACAGAAUGCAGCGGAAGCAUUACCGAGGACUUUCUAAUCCUCAGUGUGUCCAUGGUCUCGAGGUUGUUCCAAAUCCCCAUCUUGGGUGUCUCGAUGAAGAAGAUCGGAAAAGAUGGAUGCAACUGACAGGGCGGGAUCUGAACUUCUGUAUCCCUCCUGAAGCUAGCGAUUAUGGUACUUGGCGAAAUCUGGUGAAUGCAGAAUUUGAAAUCGAGAGGCCUCCUGCUUUGCCGGUGAAGACUAAUCCCCACACAAAGAAGUCACUCAAUGGAUCUGGUCUAAACUUGUCCACUCAGCCAAGCAACCACAGCAAUGGCGAUGUGAUCGAUCUUUCACCCGUCAGCCACAAAAGAAAGAAAGAUUUUUUCAACCAUGGAAACAGCGAGGAGGAUGCAAGUGCUCACGACCAAAUCCCGGAUUUAGAAACUCACCCAAAUGAGCCACAUUGGUUGAAUGGAUUCACAGGAGUGCUGAGAAAUGCUUAUGGUCCUGUCACAGCUGCCAAGACAAUCUACGAGGAUGAACAGGGUUACCUGAUCCUAGUCACCCUACCAUUUGUCGAUCUCCAGAGGGUUAAAGUCACCUGGAGGAAUACACCUACACAUGGGAUCAUCAAAGUUUCUUGUACGAGCACUUCCCGUGCGCCGUUCAUCAUAAGGCAGAACCGAACGUUCAAGCUGACAGAUGUGUCUUCAGAGCAUUGCCCGCCAGGUGAAUUUGUCCGUGAAAUUCCUCUUGCCACCCGGAUCCCUGAAGAGGCCAAUAUAGAGGCGUAUUACGAUGGGCCAGGAAGCGUUCUUGAAAUCUUAGUGCCGAAGCUCCCACAAGGACCGGAGGAGCAUGAAGUUCGAGUUUGUCUCCGUCCUCACCAUGGGGUGAAUGAUUUUAUGUUGUCCUGAAAAGGGUUGGUUAGUAAAAGAUGAGGUGCAAAAUGGGGUUGAACUAUGAAAGUUAAUCAUCGUCUAAGCCUUGUGCUUGUGGUGUCCUAAUUUUGUGGAAGUUACUCUUCAUGUAUUUGAAUUAUUAUCGGGAGACUAGUCCCCUUUAUUUAUGAAUGACUAUCCAUAUA